Molecule: messenger RNA, 980 nt
Organism: Quercus robur (English oak)
Lineage: Eukaryota; Viridiplantae; Streptophyta; Magnoliopsida; Fagales; Fagaceae
Product: transcriptional regulator SUPERMAN-like
Exons: 2
Coding region: 239-829 (196 amino acids)
Source: RefSeq, a predicted model, not a curated record
CAUGCUUUCUUCAACUCUUUAUCCAGCUAGUCUUUUUUUUUCCCCCUUUAUUUAUUUUUUCACUAAUGCUUUCUAAAGUUAAAUGGGUACAUGAUAUUUAGACAUUGAAUAAUGUAAGCAACAUCUGUUAAAGAACAUGUGGAUAAACUCCUGCUCUACCAAGUUUCUACAUUGUAUUGCCGAAGCAACAUCCAGAUAUAGUAGCAGAGAUUGCAGGCUGAACUGAACUUCCAGUCACAUGGAAAAACCCUAUUUGAGCAAAGGUGAGGGGAAAGGAAAAUGGGAUUCUAACAACUUCAGCUUUGAAGAAGAUCAUUCAUGUGGAGUUUCAUGGCCUGCAAAACAAGUCUUCACAUGUAACUUUUGCAAGAGGCAAUUCAGGUCUGCUCAAGCUCUUGGGGGUCAUAUGAAUGUUCACAGGAAAGAUAGAGCAAGGCUAAGAUUGCUAACUUCAUCAUCUUCCGACAGUCAUAACCCUAACCCUAAUUUUACUUCAUCACCAUCAUCUUCAUCAUCUAAGUUCUUACCAUACACACAUCAUCCCUUGCCUUUUUUAUCUUUACCAUCAUCAUCUUCUAUUGAUGAAGAGAAGAAACUAGAGCUACCUCAUCUUGAUCCUUUGAAUAAUCCUCAAGGCAGGAACAAUAUGAAUAAGAAGAGGAUUAUUGGAGGUGUUUUAGGGUUUGAAGAAUUAAGGGGUACUUUUGCACAGAAAGAUGAGCUUAAGGUUUUGAAGAAGGAAGAUACAAUUAAAUUGGGCUUGGAGAUAGGGUUACUGAAGGAUCCACAAGAAGAUUUGGAUUUAGAGCUUCGACUUGGGUUUUUUUAGGUAGAAUCUUCAAUUUCUUUUGCAUUUUACUUGCCUGAUGAGAAGUCAAACUGUGGAUGGGGAGAGAUGCAUGGAUGAUAGAAUUAACUGUACUCUUAUCUCUUGCUCCUCCACUGGCUGACUAUGAACAUUGUUCUCUUAUGUUUUAUUU